AUGGGGGCUUCCCAAUCCAAGUCGAAUAGUGGGCAAAUAGUAUUUCGCUCAGACACACCUGUGCAGUUCUCCCCGGAUGUUGUAGAGCAACUAUCUGAGCGUCAGGCAUCCACUAUCCCGACACCCGAAAGACAAUCCACAUUAGAUGAGCACAUUCGGACCCGAAUUCAAGAUGAAGUAAAGCAGCUUCGGAAAGCAGAAGAGGAAGUUCAGGAAGAGAUUCGAGCUGCGUUGGAAAAGGAGAAUCUGGAUCGUGAAAAAGCUAUGGCUGGGCAAGCUUCAGAAGAAGGGCGGGCUGGGGCAGGAUCUGUGAAAAGCAGUGCGGCUUUGCUAGGAGACUUGGAAGAGAUCCGCUCCAAAAUUGACCGGUUUCAAAUCAGAAAGAGUCUUGCCAGUUAUCCCGGGUUGAAAGCAAGCCAGGAUGCGCUCGUGUCCUGUUACAAAUCUCAUGCCACGAGCUCUCUGGAUUGCUGGAUGGAAGUUGUCAAUUUCAAAAACUCCGUUGCACAACUGGAGAAGGACUACUUUAAAACAUUGCAAUAG
This is a messenger RNA of Lentinula edodes (shiitake mushroom), 543 nucleotides long. RefSeq lists its product as uncharacterized. NCBI's taxonomy places the organism in Eukaryota, Fungi, Basidiomycota, Agaricomycetes, Agaricales, Omphalotaceae. The record is from RefSeq and is a predicted model, not a curated record. The transcript is spliced from 4 exons. The coding region runs from base 1 to 543 and encodes 180 amino acids.